This is a messenger RNA of Morone saxatilis (striped sea-bass), 4978 nucleotides long. Its product is annotated as tyrosine-protein kinase receptor UFO. Gene Ontology annotation, biological process: natural killer cell differentiation; positive regulation of kinase activity; phagocytosis. Bases 462 to 3032 code for a protein of 856 amino acids. The record is from RefSeq and is a predicted model, not a curated record. Gene Ontology annotation, cellular component: signaling receptor complex. NCBI's taxonomy places the organism in Eukaryota, Metazoa, Chordata, Actinopteri, Moronidae. Gene Ontology annotation, molecular function: transmembrane receptor protein tyrosine kinase activity; protein binding; ATP binding. The transcript has 19 exons.
UUUGAAUCCUGUUUGAAGGGGGAGAGGGAAAAGAAAGAGCCAGGGGAAUGUCUGAGGGAGUCUGAGGGAGCCGAUGGGCAGGAGAGAGACUUUGGACGACAGACUGCAGGAAACACUGGUUUAAAAAUACUCCCUCGGUUGCUAGAAAUAGCCUCGGCUUUGUACAACUUUAUCAGCGGCCGAAGGUUUCGGUGCGCCUUUUUGCUGUGCACUUUUUCUAAAAAGUUUGGUGGCGAGCGCUCCGCACUGGGAUCAACCAAAACAACAGAGUAAGGGGGAAAAGCAAGAAGACUUUCGAGCAGCGCGGAUAUAUAUGUUUUUUUAUAGUCUGUCUGUUCAGGAAAAGGGAACUGAAACGACGGGGUCCGGUUUUCUGUGGAUAAUCACAUUUUCUGCCGGCGUCAAAGCAAAACUUUUUUUCAGCGCACAACUUUGGAUCUUUGCGCUGCUGAGAUGCGGUGAUGGAGUCCCUUGAUGUUUCCAAGAUGACUGCUGUCCUUAUGAAGCACAUUUUCAGAGGUGAUCUCCUUUCAAGAAAAAACAUGAGCGACUCUAAAUGGUCGUUUUUGAUCCUCACCUUCAUUUUUGCUGCUUGGAGGCCAGUGACCGCCGGCACUCUCACAGAUUUGGAGUUUGAGAAGAGUCCCAUUACGGUCAUCUCUUCACUGGGCAAACCUGUUACAAUGCAAUGCACCCUGAAGGGGGCAGGGGGUGAAGAACAGGACCCCCCUGAUGUACUCUGGCUGAGAGAUGGCAUUCCACUUCAGUACGCAGACACCAACCAGUUCCAAGUCCACACUGGCAGCAACAGUUGGACGGUCAUUAGCACGCUCAGCAUUGAGAAGGUCCAGCUUCCCGACAUGGGCUCCUAUCAAUGUGCUGUUGUCCUAUCAGAAAGCAACACAACUUAUUCUGAGAGAGGGAGCAUUCAGUUGGAGGGUCUUCCUCAUUUCUCUGUGGAGCCCCAUCACAUGUCUGUAGUGGCCAACGUAUCCCUGAGCUUGCACUGUGUGGCCCACGGACCUCCAGAGCCAGUCAGGGUCAUCUGGCUGCAGGACGGCGCUCCCCUCAACUCCCUGUCAGACCCGGUGGCCCUGUCACCCUCCACACUCAACCUCACAGGUUUGAACAGGACCAGCACCUUUUCUUGUGAGGCCCAUAACCGCAAAGGCGUGGCCACCUCUGGAUCUGGUACCAUCACUGUUCUCCCAUCCCAGCCUCAGAAUUUGAAAGCUUUGGAGAUCACUCAGACCAGUCUCCGUUUAUCAUGGCUUCCCGGUUUUGGAGGCGACUACCCGAUCAUCCGUUGCUCUGUUCAGGCCAAACACAUGGGAGAGUUCUUCACAUCAGGCCCAGAUAAGAUGAUCCACAACCAGAAUGUGAACAUCCCACCAGCCACACACCUCAUCGGAGAUCUGGAGCCCCACAGACUCUAUGCUGUCAGGGUGGCAUGUCACAGCAGCCAGGGGCCCUCUGACUGGUCGCCCUGGGUGGAGCUACGCACCAAAGAAGGAGUGCCAGACAACUCACCUGUUAAUGUGACCGCGAUGCUAAAUGGGACAGAGGUGCUAAUGACGUGGGAAGGGCCUCCGGGAAAGCUGAAUGGAGAGCUACAGGGCUACAUGGUGGAGUACAGCACGCCUGCCACACAGCAGUUUGUUGUGGACACUGGAUUGGACACUGAACUGUCAAUCAAUCUGUCUGUCCCCCUGUCCAAUGUGUCUUAUCGAGUGUGUGCCUAUACAGGGGCGGGGCAAGGACCCUGGACCCCCACACAGACUCUGACACUUAUUGCUCCUGAAAUGGUGGGAUUUAGAGGUCCGUCAUCGCCCCCAGCCUUUUCCUGGCACUGGUGGUAUGUGGUGAUGGCCAUUGCCGGGGCUGUGUCCAUAGCUGUGCUCAUGGCUGUUUACGUGGCCAAGCUGCGGCGCAAGGAGACGCGCUUUGGAGAGGCGUUUGAACCCAUGAUGGAGAGCGGAGAGCUGGUGGUCAGGUACCGCGCUCGCCGCACCUACAGCCGCAGGACUACAGAAGCAACAUUGAACAGCCUGGGCAUCAGCGACGAGCUGAAGCAGAAGCUCCAAGAUGUGAUGGUGGACAGACAUAAACUAACCCUGGGAAAGACCCUGGGAGAAGGGGAGUUUGGCUCUGUGAUGGAGGGGCUGCUGACUCAGGAGGAGUCUGUUCUCAAAGUUGCUGUGAAGACUAUGAAGAUUGCCAUCUGUACCCGCUCAGAGAUGGAAGAUUUUCUUCGUGAGGCUGCCUGCAUGAAAGAGUUUGACCACCCCAAUGUCAUGAGGCUUCUAGGUGUGUGUCUGCAGACUGUGGAGAGUGAAGGUUACCCCUCCCCUGUGGUCAUCCUGCCCUAUAUGAAACAUGGAGACCUGCACAGCUAUCUGCUAUACUCGAGGCUGGGAGACUGUCCUGUGUACCUCCCGUCUCAAAUGCUGGUGAAGUUUAUGACUGAUAUCGCCCGAGGGAUGGAGUACCUCAGCAGCAAAAAUUUCAUCCACAGAGACCUUGCUGCUCGCAACUGCAUGCUGAAUGAGAACAUGAAUGUAUGUGUGGCGGACUUUGGCCUCUCCAAGAAGAUCUACAAUGGAGACUACUACAGGCAGGGGCGGAUCUCAAAGAUGCCCGUCAAAUGGAUCGCUAUCGAAAGCUUGGCUGAUCGUGUCUACACCACCAAGAGUGACGUGUACGUCAACAUGGACGAGUCCUCCAUGGAGCUCGGGGCCGUCGGCGGCCGCGACCCCAUUGGGGGGCCAUCCCCACUCUGCCUGAAGGGCCUGGACUCUGUGACCACAGUGGAGGUCCACCACCCCAACCGCUACGUCCUCUGUCCGCAACACGAGACCAACCGAGCCCUCUCUGACUCCAUGGAGAGCCUGGACAUGCCGGUGUCGUCCUCCACAGCCACGCUGCCUCUUCAGCCGUCCUGCCACUCCACUCCCAACCCCACCCCAGCUCCCACCCCAACUGUCGAGCUGCUGGAGGACAGGGAAGGGUCCAGGAAAAUGCCCUGGCAGUGAUGGCGUCACUCUUAAAAAAAUGACAAGACUCAUCACUGCCAAAGUGUGCCAUCCUUUCAACCCAGUCCAAGAAAAAGAUCCAGCCUCUUGCUACUGACUGUAAGAUACCUAACGCGCCCCUACGGACAUAUUUUGCACAACUACACUCAUACACACACAGCCGAAGGCAUUCCAAGGAAGUGAUGGAUUGGGAUUAUUUCCUUUAACUCCCUCUCUUCUAAAAAAUGAGCACAUUUCCAAGUAAGUGUUAAUCAUGUGAUUAGUGUAGCAGGAGAAACACUGUUACCUACGAUAGUUAGUGGCUGAAGUUUAGAGCACAUGCUGUUGCCUACAUACACUGCUGCACAAUCAGAGAAAUUAAUUCCCAGUCGUUAUAGCAAUAAAAUACCAACUACCUGUGUACAGCAGAGUAAUAUCUCCUUCACGUGAUUAAACAAAAAAAAAAUAAUCAAACGUCUCUGUGAAACCAGCUCAGACACUGCCAGGCUGAAUUUACAACCAAACAAACUCAGGAGCUUGAACUUUCCAGUGAGUAAGUGCUAACAUGGAGGACUCACAUCGCCUGAAGAAACUGUUCCUCUGAUGGAGAAACCUCGCCCAUCCGAAUCCCUGCUCCUGUGUAACUCAGAGCAAAAAUAACUUGGUGGGAAAGGAAAGGAAGAAGCAGCAGUGUCUCUUUCGCUGAUCUGGUGAAGUAAUGGCUGGCUGCUUCAAGGUUACAUUGAGGUUUAUGAUGACAAUAAGAAGAUUUUUCUAGGUUAAAAUCACCAACGUUGUAGUUUUUGUUGGGCUUUUUUUUUAGCUUGAGCAUCAUAAUUUUUGUACUUUGAGUUGUGGUUUUGGUGUCACAGCUUCAAAGCAUGGUAGGAUUUCCUCUCACCAGAGAAAAUCAUGUUAUUUUUCAACUUCAGUUCACCUUACUUGAAGUUAGAAAACUUAACCCAAUAGCAACAGAAUGAAAUAUGAAUUAAAAAGUAAUAAUUACUGAAGAAUUAAAAGAGAUUACCAAAAUUUGCAAAGAAAAUGAAAUUUUAAGCUUUAGAGACUUUCGUGUGAAGCUUUUUUUUAAUGAGGGACCGCCAUUGUAUUAUUCAAAACCUACAGUAGUUUAUGUGAUAGCCUAAUGUAGCGCUCUAACAACCCCUGCAUCGUCUCCAGGGGUUGUACUGCUAGUUGUGCAUCAAGCACCGUGAGCUGUUUACAGUUCACACAAGGCAACUUCCUCACUGCAAAACCUGAUUCAACUAGUCUUUACAUCUUUGUCAUAACUCAGGAACCUGAGACUUUGCUCAACAAGGACAGAGGUACUGGUCAAAUCAAGAGGGUACAAAUAAUCAGAAGUAGGCGGAUGGACUGCGGGUAGGUACGGACAUGAUGGAGUUACCCAGAGCAAAUGGCGGGAUAAGCUCCUCACCUUUGCUUUUGGCUCAAGCACAGUGUUAUUACACAUUUUGUAAUUUUUUUUAAUGCUGAUUUUUGUAUUUCUACAACUUUGCACUAAUGUUUUUAUAUCAAUGUAUGUUUGUUUAUAAUUUGUAUAUCUUUUUACGCUUUUUCAUUUGGUGUUUGUAAUUACUUUUAUGGACACUCUCGGCCAUCCUGCAGAUGCCUCUCAUGAAAUCAUUUCACACGUAACAACUUGUGUAUUCUUAAAUGCAGAGAGCGAAAGCCUGUGAAAAAGCAUCGCAGGGGCGUUGAACUCCAUUUGUAGGAGCGUUUUCCGUAAAUGAGCAAAAGACUGCUAGACUGGAAAACAUGACUAACCUCGUCAUCUGACAUUAUCCUGCCACUCUCUUGUUCUGGGAUAUUUUUGUUUCUCGAGGUCUAGCUCUGUGCAGAAAGCUGAAAACUGAAUGGACGUGUGGCCAUCAAAACCUCUGCUUUGAAGAAAUUUACCAGCUGCAACUUCACAUCAUGCAUGCACUUAUUUUUUUAUAUAUAUAAAU